UGGAAGGAAGGUCAGUGACAAUCCGAAUGACAUCUCGCUCAAUUCUCGCAUUUGGAAACGAGAAGUUGCGAGACUUCACUCCUGGCGCAAACUUCAAACUUUCUUCUCGAUCGUUACUUGUUGACAUAUUUUUGAAAUAAUUUAUCAAUAAGUGUCUGCUUAAAACAUGGCCAACGUAUUUGCCACCCCCCAUGUCGGCUCACCGGGGACUACAUCUAGAAGACUCAGUCUUGGUACUCCUGCCUUGCUGACUAACAAAGAUGAUGCAGAAGAGCUUCGAGAACGGCGCAAGUCAAAGUUGAUGGAGAUACAGAACAAACACUUGUCCAGCCCGUUAACACCGAAUAAAUCAAGUCCAAAAAAUACCAGCAGCAGCAAUCCCUUGAAAGGUCUCAGUGUGUCUCAGCUAACUGAACAUUAUACUAAUUGUGUGAAGCUGAAUGCUGAAAAUAAAAUCACCACAAAGAAUGCAUUUGGUCUUCAUCUCAUUGACUAUAUGACUGAUCUUCUCAAAGGAAAAAAACUGGGAGAUUUUCAGGUUGCCGGUACCACACUAGAUGCCAGUGCCAAAAUCUAUGCUAGUCGGGUUGAUGCUAUACACUCUGAGACAUACAAAGUCCUCAGUACUUUAAGUUGUGGCAAUAAGAAGAAAAAAAAAGGUGAUGGAGAUGAGAAUGGUGAAAGUGAUGAUAACAAUGGUGAUGAUGAUGAUGAUGAUGAUGAUGAUGCUGGUAGUGGAAGUUUAGAUGUUGUAAAAAAAAAGAAGAAAAAGAAACGGAACACAUUUAUUGAAACCAAUUUGCAGAAUAUUAAUGUGGAAAAGCUUGAGAUUGACUUUGAGAUGGACCCUCUGUUCAAGUCCUUAACUUCAUCUUUUGCUGAAGGCAACUCAAAUCUGUUACUUAGUGCUAUCAGUUGUUACACUGAUUGCUGUGACAUUGUGCUCGAUUCUUCUUCUGUCAUCAAAGACAUUGAGGAUAAAAAAGUGCACAGCUCGUACAGAGAUUCAAUUGAUGUCGAAGAUAUUAAGAAUCACGUGGGUAAAAGUAAAUUCUUAGAGGCUCAGAUAUGCCCAACAUUCUCUACUUUUGAAUUCAAUGACUGGAAUGAACAAGCUGAGGCUAUGAGAAUGAAUGAUGAAGCUGACCCUGAGUAUGCUUUUGAUGCCGAUGCUGAACUUGAAAAUAUUCCUGAUGGCUAUGAUGAUGGAGAUGAUUAUGCUGGUGAAGACAACGAUCCAACUGCUUUUAGUAAUGACCUUGAUGAGGACAUUGUCGGUACAGUCAGUAACAAACAUGUUGGUGGUGGUGAGAAUAUCCUGUCUCCAAGAGAAUCAUCUCUACUACAAAAGACAUCUACAAACACUACAACUUCUCUGGUAGAUUUUCUGGCUGCUGCCCCUUCAGAAUAUUCCUUCUUCAAUGUGAAGCUACUACAAACCUGGAAAGGACCGACUCAUUGGAAAAUUCAUCCCUUAGCCCGGUUAAGCAACAAAAGUUCUUCAAAUAAACUAGCGACCAAAAAAGAAAAAGUUUUGUUGAAUUUUUCUGACAAGAGAGACUUUACUGAAGAGUUCCGGAAAGGUCGGAGUUGUGUUCUUACGAAAAAGAAGCUUGAAUCUUUCAUAAAAGAAAACACAACAUUACCCAAAAUUCUUGAUUAUGAAGUAUCAUCUUUGUUCUCUUCAUUUCUUAAACCCAACCUUCUUGUAAGGCGACAGGUGUGCAGUUCUGUGAACGCUGAUGACCUUGUGGGUGACUACGAUUACAACAACUGCAAUGAUAAAGAGAAUUACUGUCCUGCUUAUGACCAGGCAGGGGAUGAUGAUAACUGUGACGAUACUUCAGAAGAUUUGUUUGGGUUUAGCUGUGUCACAAGCAACAGCAGCCAGCGCUCUGACGGCAACUUAACAAACAUCGGAGGGGACUUAUCAAAACUGUCGACCCUUGAUGAAGAUGGUUUAAUUGCUCAACCGCACAAGGUGGCCAAAAUCAACAUCAAUUACGCAAAAACAGCGAAGAAGAUAGAUGUCCGUUGCCUUAAGGAAUCCAUGUGGAAGCUACUGUCAUCAACUUCAGAAAACAAAGAAAAUGUUGACCAGAAUUCAGCAUCUCACAGAAUCGCCUUGGAAACUGCAGACAGAAUAGAUCAUACCCAAUACUUCAGUGAAGUAAUGAGAAAGCUGCCAGUCUCCGUUCCAAGUUUUAUGGCCAACAACAUCAGCAUCCCGAUUGCUUUUGUCUGUUUGCUUCAUUUGGCCAAUGAAAAAGGACUCAAGUUGCAAACGCCUGACAUGAAGGAGAUAGAAAUUUGCCAACCUAUUACAACUGCAUAAACUGUCCCCUUUGCAUCAACACUUAUUAUCAUUAUUUUAUUUCCAUUUGUACAUUUCCAACUUACACAAUCAAGGUUUCAGUCAAGUCAUCCCCCUAAUUUCAAAUGAAUUUUUAUUGAUGGAUUCUAGAUUUGAACCCUUGAUUAAUCAUUAAUAAAGUGAAUUUUUUUUUAUUGCUUUCAUCUACUUUUA
Octopus sinensis (East Asian common octopus) is the source of this 2527-nucleotide messenger RNA. RefSeq names its product condensin complex subunit 2. Gene Ontology annotation, biological process: mitotic chromosome condensation. The record is from RefSeq and is a predicted model, not a curated record. The coding region runs from base 167 to 2335 and encodes 722 amino acids. Gene Ontology annotation, molecular function: chromatin binding. Gene Ontology annotation, cellular component: condensin complex. Lineage: Eukaryota; Metazoa; Mollusca; Cephalopoda; Octopoda; Octopodidae. The transcript has 18 exons.